Molecule: messenger RNA, 923 nt
Organism: Salvia splendens (bonfire salvia)
Lineage: Eukaryota; Viridiplantae; Streptophyta; Magnoliopsida; Lamiales; Lamiaceae
Exons: 2
Coding region: 89-676 (195 amino acids)
Source: RefSeq, a predicted model, not a curated record
UUUUCAUAUAAUCAUAAAUCAUAAACUCGUGUCCAACAAAUUACAGUACAGAAACUCAGCUCAGCUCCAGCCUCCAAAGUCUUCUUUGAUGGCGUCAUUCUCUCAUCUUCUCUUUCUCUCUCUACUCUUUCACUCCGCUCUGUUCAUCAAAUGCGACGACGAGGAAGACAAUCUUCUUCAAGGGAUCAACCAGUACCGAACAUCUCUAAACUUGACGGCUUUAACCAAGAGUGACCGAGCAGAAUGCCUAGCUAGUGAAGUCGCGGAUCAGUUUAAGAAGCAACCUUGCACCAACACUACAGGUGCCAACACCGUACCUGGAACCGAACCUCAGAUUUCCAGCUUCCCUAACCUCCUAACAAAAUGCCAUCUGAAUGUCACCACCACGAGGGACGGGCAGAUACUGCCAGCCUGUGUUCCCAAUCUCGAUCCAACCCUCGUGCUCUCCAACUUCACAAAGUCGCUCUACUCUGGCUAUCUCAAUGACACCAAGUUCAGUGGUGUUGGGAUCGGCUCCGAGGACAACUGGAUUGUUGUCGUUCUGACUACGAGCACACCUGAGGGUAACUACUCACCGGGAACUAAUGAGAACAACGACGCCGACAAUGGAGCGGCUGGCCUCAGCCCGAUUGGUGCCAUGGUGCUUCUGCUAGUUGGUUUGUUCAUGUUGAUGUAAACUUGAUUGAAGAACAGACAAUACACCAGCACGACGGCGUAUAUUGUAUCUUUUGUUUGAGCAGACAUUCUCUUACGAUGUAGUCAUACAUGGAAUUGUGUUUCUCUUUCUUUUACAAACUCAUAAUUUUUCAGAUGGGAGAGUCGAAGUCCUUGUAGUUUGUGUUUGUUGAGAUAUCUCGAUUCGACUCGACUCGUUGUUGUUUUUAUUGGAAUAUUAAUACAUUAAACUAUUGUGUCGUCUAUUA